AAUAAAAAAUUUGAAAUCUAAGAUUUGGUAUAGUAGAAUAGAAAUACAAAAUAAUAAUUUAUCAUUUUAUGGUAGACCAAUCUAAUGUUUAAUGGUGCAUUGUAUUAAAAAUGAUGUACUUUCUAAAUAAAGACCAAACUACUAUUAAUGAAAACUCUAGCUAGUGCUGGGCAAAAAAUCCGAACCCGAAAAAUCAAACCGAACCCGAUCCGAAAAAGUAGCACCGAACCCGAACCGAAAUUGAUUAAAUAUCCGAACGGGUUCAAAAUUUCGGUAUUUAAAGAACCGAAACCGAACCCGAUCCGAACCGAAAUAUUUUGGGUACCCGAAUGUAUCCAAAAUAAAUUUAUAUACUUAAAUAUAUACAUUACUUUUAUAUAUAAUGUAUAUUAAAAAUAUUAAAAAUAUAUAAGAUACCUUUAAAUUUUCCAAAAUACUCGGAAAAUAUAUGCAAAUAGUCAAAAGUAAAUGUUUAAAAUAGCUAAAGUAUACUGAAAACACCAAAAUAGUUAAAUAUCUAUUGAUUAUUUAUCCAAAUAUUCAAAGAAAACCAAUUUAUAUGUUAAAUUAAGUUAUUUUGACAUAUAUGUUAUGAAAAUUUAUAUGUAAUAUAUUAUCUUUCUUAUAGAUUUUGAAAAUUUAAAGUAUAUAAUAAAUUUUGAAAAUUUAAAAAAAUUUUAAAUGGGUUAUCCGAACCCGAACCGAACCCGUAAAGAUCCGAACCGAACCCGAACCAAAAUUUAGAAAUAUCCGAAUGGGGCUGAAAUCUUUGACCCCGAAAACCCGAAACCCGAAUGGACUGAACCGAAACCCGAAUGGGUACCCGAACGUCCAGCCCUAACUCUAGCCAUAAUAUAAAUCAGUGUCAUUUUCAUAAUAUACCAAGUAACUCAAAAAUUAUUUUUCUAUGUUGAUUUUGUGUUAAUAAGAUAGAUGCAUAUAUGUAAUAGUUCAUUAUAACUUUUUAUCAAAGUAAAGAAAAAUAUAACCAAGUCAUCUUGAUUUGUGAUAAAUGGGUUUCAACUGGAACUUCUGUAUUGGGUUGGAUUUGCCUUAAUCAUCUAACCGUGCUAUUUUGAUAGAUUAGUUAUGUAUCCGAUUCAUGCAUCAUGAGAUUUGUUUUUGGUAAUAGAAAACUUUUAAGAUCUAUACAGUUAUAAAAAAUAAAUAAAAUAAACAAUAAUCUUACUUUAAAGUAUAUCCUGGAUUUAUAUAUUCUCAAAAUGAAUAAGAAAAAUAUCAAGUAACCAAACAGAAAUUAAAAUCCAAGAUCAUUAAAAUAAAAAAAAAUUUGUGACUACAUUCUCAGUUUGAUUCCAGUAUCCAGUGUUCGUUUGGAUGUUUUUUUUUUUUGCUAAAUUAUAAAUAUUUUAAUCAUGUUAUCUAAUAUUUUAAUCGUUUGGAUGUUAUACAACUUAUAUCUAGAAAAAAAUCUAGAGAACUUGCCUGACAAGUUCUUACGUGACCAUAUAGGUCAACAAGGUCACAAAUCAACGUAGGCCAGGUCGUCUACGCGGACAAAAGAGCAGUUAGCACUUCUCCCGUUGCUUUCGUCGUUGCGUCGUUACAUUUGUUUUACUUUUUAACCACAUACCAAACAAUACUAACUAUAACUUUUUGCUCGUUGUCUUCAGCCAUGACCGCUAAGAAAGCUGUGUUGCAAUUGAGUGUCCACGAAGAGAGAAUCAGGAAGAAAGCGUUUGUGACCGUUUCUCGAUCUCCAGGGGUCUCUUCGAUAACAAUGGAUGACAAAACCGGGAAAAUGACAGUAGUUGGAGAAGUUGAUGUACCGGUUCUCGUGAUGAAGCUAAGGAAACUGUGUAAUGCCGAAAUCGUUUCGGUUGAAGUUGUUAAACCACCUGAGAAAAAGCCUGAACCGGCGAAACCGGAUCCAGCUAAACCGGCUGAAAUUGUCGCCUAUCCGGUUACGCAUAUGAACUACUCGUACCAGUAUCAUUCUUCUUAUGCGAAUUCGCAUUAUCAGCCAUUCGGCAAUUCUAGAGUUGUGGUGGAGGAACCAAACACUUGUGUGCUUAUGUGAUUUAACUAGCUAGAAUUAUUUUUAAAAUAAUGUUAGUUGUGCAAUACUUAGUUUUGAUGGGAGAGUGUAUUUUUGGUGGUACUGUGCAAUGUACAUUACUCAUAUGACCUUAGAAUUAUGUUAGUUGUGCAAUACUUAGUUUAAAAUCCACAUUAAUUCAUAAAAUAUACAAAUUACUCAUUAUUGUUA
Raphanus sativus (radish) is the source of this 2230-nucleotide messenger RNA. Its product is annotated as heavy metal-associated isoprenylated plant protein 13. The record is from RefSeq and is a predicted model, not a curated record. Bases 1637 to 2041 code for a protein of 134 amino acids. Lineage: Eukaryota; Viridiplantae; Streptophyta; Magnoliopsida; Brassicales; Brassicaceae. Gene Ontology annotation, molecular function: metal ion binding. The transcript has 3 exons.